AUGAACUUCUUUCAACAAAUCGGAUUAUGGUUUACAUCAUUGAAGUUUCCUGAAGGUUUCGAAAGAGCAUUUCAAAAAUUCAUGGAUUUUGUCUCAUUAAUAUGGACUUUCAUUUCAUCUAUUACAGAUCUCGAAAUUUUCUAUAUUUGGUCAUGUAUUGAAGUUACUCUUUUUGUUAUUUGGCUAAUCAUUAAAAUUUGGGACCCAGUUCUCGAAUUAAAAGGACCAAACUCAUCCGGGUGGGAGAAGAGAGGAAAAUUGUUUUACUGGGUUGUCUAUUUAAUGGUAGAAAUUCUUGUUGUUUUAUUUCUCCCAUGUAUCACUGCAUGUUUCAAUGUAAUAUUCUGCUAUGAAGGACUUAUGGUUCCAUAUGAACUCGAAUGCUAUCAUGGAAUGCAUUGGUUACAUCUAUGUAUCGCAAUUUUUGUUUUUCUUUUCAUAGGAUUGUACUUACCAUUUCAAAUUUUCUUUGUCAUACGAACAUAUCAGCCAAAGCCUCAUCAGUACGAUUCUUCUGGCCAAAAACUCGUGAAGGGCUUUGAUGAUGAAGAAAUUACGAGAAACUACCAAGAUUUACUUGAAAGAGAUCAAUGCCCAUAUAAAUUCCUUUACGCUGGAUAUGAAUAUGGCUGGAGUUUGUACAAAGUUAUCACUAUGAUUUUCAAGAUGGUGAUUAUUAUCCCUACAAUUCCAUUUUUUACAUCCACAGUAGGUACAGCAUCCGCAUCAUUAGUUAUUGUUACUAUCUACGGCCUUAUCUCCAUUAUUUCUUCACCGUUUCUUCUUCCAAGUGAUGAUUGA
This is a messenger RNA of Trichomonas vaginalis G3, 801 nucleotides long. RefSeq lists its product as uncharacterized. The transcript has a single exon. Bases 1 to 801 code for a protein of 266 amino acids. Lineage: Eukaryota; Parabasalia; Trichomonadida; Trichomonadidae. The record is from RefSeq and is a predicted model, not a curated record.